Messenger RNA from Malassezia sympodialis ATCC 42132, 1923 nucleotides. RefSeq lists its product as uncharacterized. The transcript has a single exon. The record is from RefSeq and is a predicted model, not a curated record. Lineage: Eukaryota; Fungi; Basidiomycota; Malasseziomycetes; Malasseziales; Malasseziaceae. The coding region runs from base 1 to 1923 and encodes 640 amino acids. Gene Ontology annotation, cellular component: TORC2 complex. Gene Ontology annotation, biological process: TORC2 signaling.
AUGUGGGAGGUACGCUCGACCGCUCACGCAGACUCGCCGGACCUAAAGCAUGUGCACAAAACGUACCCUGUGGUUCCGCUCGCGGACGAUUCGGACGACCUCGACGUGCGGGCAAUGCAGGCCAUCACGUCGCUCCUCUUGCCCUGGCUGCGCACAUCGUCCCCCAGCCAUGUGGCGCUCGUCACCGGCGCUCACAUGGCCGACAAGGUAUGCAUGCGCCGCUUAUGCCAGCUUCUCCAGAGCCUCUUGGCCGCCCAUGGGACCGACCCAGCGACACUGCGCACGGCGCACGACCGACCCAUGGCGAUUCGCACGAGCCCCCUGCUCCCCGCCGCCUUCCACCAGGUGUACAUGGACUUGACCGAGAGCUCAGGGCACGAGCGCCUCCAAGUGCUCAUCUGCACGCUGUGUGAAUCAGGGCACCUCCAGCCGACGCCCUUGCAGCUCCCUCUUGGCGUCGUUUCGCCCACUCUGCCAGAGUCCGCAGAGCCGAUGCUGCCGUCCGUCUCGCGCCUCUCCCUGCAUACCCAAGACGCGCCCGAACCGCCCUCUCUCCCGGCCUCAGGCAUCGCUGCGAAAGCGGACGGGCCGCGCAGCCUCAUGUCGGGCUCCAGUCCUCUCCGGAUCCGGCCUAUGGAAAGCGUAUUCGGCCUCUCUCUCCAUGGGCACCGAGACACGCAGUCGCGCCCACUCAGCGCGUCGCAGUCUUCCAAGCAUCUACAAGCGUAUGACAUGUCGACCAUGCUGCGCUCCAUUGAAAAGUGGGAUCCCGUGGUGGAGUGGCCCGACAUGAGCGACGGCUCGGACAUGGCGUCGUCGCCACUCCUGGCUCGCGUCACGGAGCCCAGCGGGACUGCGCUAAGCUCCAGAGCGUCGUCGCGCAGCUUACAGACACCCUCUGUCAAUCUGCGGACGGACAUGCCGUCAGUCGUCCCUCUGUCUAUGCGCGGCAGUGUCGCCUCUACACCGUCCUCGUCGUCGUUUCCUCGGACAGACACAUCGACGUUAAGCAAUGUGAGCGCCUUUGCUCAAAGCAUUUUGGGACACUUUCCGUCCAGUACGAGUCUUGGUAACAGUGGCAACACACUUCCCAGUGCCAGUGCUCCGCCGCCCCAGGCGCUAUGGCAGAGCAUCUGCGUGCGAUUGCUCCCCCUCUUCUACGAACAGGCAGGCGACCUGCGUAUCGAGUCGGUGAGCGACAGUAUGGAGACGUACAUUCGCUUCCAGUUUGAGCGCGAUCCCGACCAGGCGCCAGCCUUGCUGGAAGACCACCUCCAGAAGCUCAUAUCGACGGGGUUGAUGGGUGUCAACAUGCAGCUGCAGCAGUGCGAAGGCACACACCGUGCUCGCGAGCUGGUGCGGAUGUGGCUGCACUAUUACGAUACGGUACUCCCGUAUGUGCAUGCGAGUAUGCUGCCCCUGGAAACCAAGCUACACAGUUGGCAGGUCCUCGCCACGAUUUCGUCGAAGCAGAGGAGCCGCUCAGCGUCGCGCGUAUUGGAGAAGGGGGACUCGUCUUUCUCCGAGCACGCAUGCCCUCUGCCGCCCGCUAUGGACGUGCGGCGCGUGCUGCUGCUAGCGUUUCGAGACCAGGUUGUGCUGCCGGUCUGCGACUGGCUAUAUUCGCUCGCGAGUCGUGUGGACUUUGAGCCCUUGGAUGCUACGACCUCUCUCCGCCCGCACCUAACCCAGAUGAUCCACAUCUUGGCGUGCCUGUAUACAGAGGAUAGGGCGCAGGAGCGCAUCGAGCGCCUCACGCGUGCCUUGGCGGACCCUGUCACAAGAGCUAGCUCCCGGAUGUCCAUACACGGAGGCACCUCCUCCUUCCUGGGGCCAUCGAUGCAGCCGUCCCCCACCUCGCCGCUUCCACACUAUGCCAAGAGUCACUUGCUCGACUCACCCACGCUGGGUAUGCCCAUGUAA